Schistosoma spindalis is the source of this 1557-nucleotide messenger RNA. The record is from the annotation of a GenBank genome assembly. Lineage: Eukaryota; Metazoa; Platyhelminthes; Trematoda; Strigeidida; Schistosomatidae.
AUGACUAAUGAUCUAACUACAGCUUUUAGUGAAGAGAUCGCAAGGUGCUUCACGUUUGAUGGUGUUUUCAAAGAUUUAAACAAUCAGGUUAAACUUAAGGAUCUGUCACAAUCGUUUGAUUCAAGAGAAUUUUUGGGUCCACUACUCAGUCACUACACAUUUCCACCAGUACAUUGGUUUGGGACGUGUUUGUAUGGAGUUGUUCUAGAAGCUCUGGAUAUCAAGGAACAGGAACAACCAGUUGAAUGUUACGAUCUAGAUAUACCCGAAGAUGAAGCCAUUAGUUAUGCAUUCGAUCACCAUUCGUUAGUAACAUCUCAGUUGCCUGAUUCAUACGAUGAUAUCGUCCAAACCGCCGACGAAAUCAUUAAGGAAAUUGAUAUUCUUAUGAAUGAUGAUGAAGAUAUCCCUUUGUCACUGUGCAAUAUGGUUCAGUCGGAGUAUAAACGUCCACUGGUGCUAGAAAAUAUCGGAAGUGAUUGGCUUCCUGAAGAAGCUAUGCAAGAUCUUUCUCUGAAUGAACUCAAUGCAUUAUUAGAGGAACUAGAAUCUUGUGUACGAGAAUAUUCUGCUAUCCUUGUUCAAGAGUUAGCAUAUAGAGAAGAAUUGGAUUUUGAACAAGAACAGAAAGAUAUUUUUAUUGCACGCUUGAAUGAAUUGCACCGCCGUCUGGAGCGUCGGAGACGUCUGAGUAUACCACCAGAUAAUCAUAUCCAGUUACUGUCGAAUUCUCUGUUGGUAAAAGACUAUGAUGAAGCGUGCACAUUUGGGCGAAACGUAGUAUUUGACAAUAUGGGAUCACCACCGAAUUCUGUUCAUAAAGAAGCCCCACCAUUCAUUUUACGUGCACAGUCAGCAGCUCAGGCAGCGGUUGCUGCAACAUCAUCUGCAACAGUUGCAAUAAAAAGACAUUUUCGAAAGCUGAGUACAUUCUCAAAGGAUACUUCAGGAACAACUCAUCAGUCAGAUCAAUGUAAUCCUGUCCAUACAACAUCUAUUUCUACAAAUAAUAAAUGUGACGUGAACAAUUUAUCAGAAAAAGAUGAUCAUACAAUUCACUGUCCAACAAUUAUGUCUGCUCGAGCUAUUGCCAUUGCUCGUCUUCGGAAAUGGGCCGGAAGAAAAUCAGAAGGACCUUCGGAAACUGAGAACACCGGGACUUUCAGGGCUUUCCUUCGCCGUGGGCGUCAUCAGGCAGAAGUCCCAAUGAACUCGUUUGUCCGUAGUCGAGAAGCUCGUUCAGCAGUAACUAGUCCUACAUCAUCUCAAUUUGAAUUCCCUCCAAUACCUACCACUUUAACACACUCAGCUUCUGGUCACUUGAUUGGACGAUCUGAACUAAGUUCGGAUGAUCUUGAAUAUAAGUAUUUGACCACUUCGGUUCCGUACCACCGAUCUCCCAGGAACGAAGGACCUACCGUUACCCAAUUGGAGCUGUUCAACGAUAUGCUUUUGGCCAUUUUAACGAACAAUCCAAAUCUGACACCUAUGCUUACCGAUUAUAUUCUUAAUGUCUACGCUCCAGCUGAUCGACGAUUAUCUAAACUUCCAAUUUAA